AAUCAAAUCGAGUUGAAUGUCAAAUUAGUUUGUAGUAAAAUUGUUUGUGUGAUCCACGUUUUCCAUUUUAAAGAAGCAAUAUUGACUUAAAUCACCAUAGACAAAACCAGGAAUAGAUCUGAAAAUUGUUAUAGACAUCUCGAAACAAAAUAAAUUGUCCAAGGUCGAUCAAAAGGACGGUAACCGCCUCGUGUAGGUGUAGCUUGCAGAUAAUAUAAAUUCCGGUUUUUAUGUCUUCUAAAACAGCGUUGUAUGUGCGGCAAUAAUAUGUCAGUUCCGUUGCCUGUUAUUGUGCCUGCUUUACGAAAAGCUACUGCAGCGGUAAUAUUUCUUCAUGGCUUGGGUGAUACAGGUCAUGGUUGGGCCGAGGCUUUUGCAGAGAUCAGAACUUCACAUGUGAAGUACAUCUGUCCCCACGCGCCUAUCAUGCCUGUCACCUUAAACAUGAACAUGUCCAUGCCCUCUUGGUUUGAUAUCAUCGGGUUGAGGACAGAUGCUGAGGAAGACGAGUCUGGGAUAAAAAAAGCAGCAGAGAAUAUUAAAGCGCUGAUAGACCAGGAAGUCAAGAAUGGAAUUCCCUCCCACAGAAUUGUCCUGGGUGGGUUUUCUCAGGGUGGAGCCCUGUCUCUCUACACAGCCCUGACGACUCAGCAGAAGCUAGCAGGAGUUGUGGCUCUGAGCUGCUGGCUGCCUCUACGCAGCUCCUUUCCUCAGGCUUCGGCUAAUAUGGUCAACAAAGACAUUCAUUUCCUCCAAUGCCACGGUGAGGCGGACCCUCUGGUGCCGUUAGUAUUCGGUAGUCUGACGGUAGAAAAGCUGAAGACUCUUGUCAACCCAAACAACGUCACCUUGAAGACCUAUCCCAGAAUGCCUCACAGUGCCUGUUCUGAGGAAAUGAUGGAUAUUAAGCAGUUCAUUGAGAAGCAGCUUCCUCCAGUUUAGCUAAUGAUCUUAUUAGCAGCCCACACACUACCACCAUCGCUGACUAGGUCCCUGACUCCUGCCUCUCAUCAAGAUCCGCAGAACCACUGACUGACUUUACUAAAUACCUGCUCACUCUGGUUGCUGCUCACCAAGUUAGGGGUAGGCUAAGGGCUAUAGACAGUCUAAGAGGAGAGUAUACACAGACAGACUGCAGUGUUUUGGACUGGAGCUGUGACUAUAUCUUUACACGAAACAUGUCAGUUGCCGUUGUUGAACAGCGGCUCGCCUUCAAACCUCAAGAAAUACAUCUUUAGAUGUGGUGGAUUAUCUUUAACUAUAUUGGUUUGAAAAGCUAUUUAAUCCGGUCUUUUGAUUUACAAUAGAUAGCAGAGACAAAAUAGUUGUUUAAUGAUCCAUUGCUCUUCAUCUAAUAUACAUAGAAAUAAUGAGAUGAUUAACAUGAAAAAGACCAUAGAUUUAUUGUGCUUUAUUAAACUUGUGUGAAGGAAAA
This is a messenger RNA of Hypomesus transpacificus, 1435 nucleotides long. RefSeq names its product lysophospholipase 1 (gene lypla1). Lineage: Eukaryota; Metazoa; Chordata; Actinopteri; Osmeriformes; Osmeridae. Bases 253 to 942 code for a protein of 229 amino acids. Gene Ontology annotation, molecular function: carboxylic ester hydrolase activity; palmitoyl-(protein) hydrolase activity. Gene Ontology annotation, biological process: protein depalmitoylation. Gene Ontology annotation, cellular component: cytoplasm. The transcript has 9 exons. The record is from RefSeq and is a predicted model, not a curated record.